UUUUACACCGGUUGCAAAGACUAAGCACUCUAAGGACUUUUGAACUUAUAUAUAAUUAUAGGAAGAUCAUUCGAAAUCGGCAGUGAGAUUGGGUGUACACUUAAAGUAUUAAAUCUUUAUACGAUGUAUUCAAGAUUUGGAGUGGUAUUUCUUCUUAUAUUCACAGCCGCUAGAUGUUUCGGACUACAGCCCAACGCUGCCUUUGAUAGCGAUAAGCUUCGCGAAGACAUAAAGAAAUCGUUCCAUAAGGGAUACGAAGCUGCUCUUGCUGACAGCAAAAAGGCGAAUAGCAAUGAAAAGAGAUAUGACAUUGAAACAUUGAAUCAAGCCGCAAGAAAUCGAAAUCCAUUUUUAAGUAGUUUUGGUGGUGAUCCUUACGGCAUGGGAAGUACGAUGCUCUCGAAACAAAGACUUACGUUUGGAAGAAAGAAAAGAUCAAUUGUGUCAAAGAGCAAACGAUAUGCGGGAGCAUCGCAGAACGCGCUGAAAGAGGCUUACACGUCUGGUUAUAAAGCUGGUAAAGAAAUGCUUGCCAAAAUACACAGAGAAAAUACGAAUACCGAAAAAAAAUUUACGAUUGAAAAACUGAAUAGUGCUGCUCGUCACCGAAAUGUCUAUUUAGAUGCAGUUGGAGGUGAUCCUUAUGGUGGCAGCAGCGUGGUUGCAUCACAACAACACAUCAAUUGGAAUCGAGGAAAACGAUCCGUCAACUAACUUGAACAAAGGAUACCAAUGGUUGGAAAAUGUAGAUUCUUAUCCAGUCUCUUAUUUGGAAUUAUACGCGCCAUGCAUACAAGAUUUCUGCAUGUCCAUGACCAUGAUACUAAUGCAAAAGACCAUUUUUGGUAUUUUCAGACAAACGCAAUUUAUUUAAACAUAACUUCCUAAUGUAUUGCGGUACUCUACAUUGAUUUAGAUCUAUGCAAAUUUAGAGUAACACAAUCCAUUCUUGCAUCGCAUUGCUGGAUUUGCCGAACAUUGGCCACAAAUUAAAAUUUUGCCACAAAUUAACAUAAUAUUAUAUAUGCCGCAAAUAUAGUAUACUCGAAAAAA
This is a messenger RNA of Dendronephthya gigantea, 1053 nucleotides long. RefSeq lists its product as uncharacterized. The coding region runs from base 124 to 714 and encodes 196 amino acids. The transcript has 10 exons. The record is from RefSeq and is a predicted model, not a curated record. NCBI's taxonomy places the organism in Eukaryota, Metazoa, Cnidaria, Anthozoa, Malacalcyonacea, Nephtheidae.